Molecule: messenger RNA, 806 nt
Organism: Nannospalax galili (Upper Galilee mountains blind mole rat)
Lineage: Eukaryota; Metazoa; Chordata; Mammalia; Rodentia; Spalacidae
Gene: Tmem270
Product: transmembrane protein 270
Exons: 3
Coding region: 1-801 (266 amino acids)
Source: RefSeq, a predicted model, not a curated record
AUGGAGGCCGCUCCCCAGGUCAGAUCGGGCCUCCUCAAGACUCUGCUGCAGGUUGGAAAGCUCUCCGCUAUGCUGAUCCAGAACCGCACCCACCUGUAUCAUUUCCUGUUGUUGAAGAUUGCCAUCUUUCAGCACUGGGUGUCGGGGCUGGCCCAGGAGGCCCGGGGCUCUGGCAGUGAGCAGGCCCACCCACCUCUAGGAGUAAUCAUAAUCUGCCCUAUGGGCUUGGCCCUGCGGGCUUGGCUGGCAGUGCUAUGGGCCCCCCUGUGGGUGUUGCUCUGGGUACCUCGGCUGGCAUACACAACUGGGCUAUGCUGCACCCGCACGGUGAGAUUGGCCCUGCAGCGUCUAGGUGCCUGCGAGCCCCUGGGUUUGUCUGUGGCCACUUGCAGGGACCUGUUUGUGUCCUGUCUGCAUAGCCUGAUGCUGGUGAUCCUGCUGUUGUUUCUGUUGACCUGGAGGCUGAUACAGAAAGCCCACUGCUUCAGUCUGGACUGGCUACCCAGCCAGAAUUCUGCCGUACCAGUACCAGAAGCCCUGGCCUUGAUGAGACGUCUGUACUUGUGGGUGGAGCACACAACUAUGCUGACCUCCUGGAACCUGGCCUAUCUGGUCACCUGGACCACCUGCCUUGCAUCUCACCUCUUGCAGGCUGCCUUUGAGCACACAGCUCAGCUGGCCCAGGCCCAGGAGGCCAAACUCCAGGAGAUCUCUGGGCCCUCUCCUCCCUCCUCAUUUCCGGGGUCGUCCACCACUGAGGCUGGGCGCUUCCCAUCCCAACCUGGAACCCCUGGAGAAUAAAUAUG